GCCUGAAGACCAUGCCGCGGCUGCUGCCGUCGAGGCCCCGCGGCCAGGCAGGGCUCCUGCCGCUUGGGUUGCUCCUGCUGCUGGCUGGCCACGUCGCCCGGGCUCAACACUGGCGAAAUGAAAACUUUGAACGUCCCAUUGACCUGGAAGGCUCUGGAGACGACGACCCCUUUGAAGAUGAAGAAAUUGAAGAAACGGAGGAAUUCUACUCGGGUUCGGGAUCAGGGUAUUUUGAGCAGGAAACUGCGAUCAAGACGGUGGUGCGCCUCACCACAGAUGCCCCCAUCGUCCUGGCGACAACUUCGGCCGUGUUGCCCAUCACAUCUGUGCAGCCUGUUGUCACCCCCUUUGCGCCCUUCCCAACGGAGGAAGCCACCUCCAGUCUGGCGACGGGCAGCCCAUCCACCCCCCGUAUGUCUGAAGCAUCGACGGCCGCGGUCUGGAAAGCGUCCGGCACCACCCCCGGUGCCACCAUCCGUGACGUCACUGCUACCACUACGACUGCCACUACUGCCACUACAGCCUCCACGGCCACUGCUGCGUCCAAGCCAACGACCGUCCCGAGAGCUCUGCCCCCCUUCAUUACCGUCGUAGCCACGACUCAGUCCAUUACCCUUGAAACGCCAACCGCCGCCACCAUAGCCCGGACGGAAGUGACUGCAGCUCCCCUGGCGACCACCAGCAUAACAAAGACCAGAGCUGUGCCAAAGCCCAGCACUUCGCAGGAGCCGGACCGCAGUGAGACAAGCACCACGCUGCUCCCACCUGCAAGUCCCGUGGUACCCACCCAGUCAGCCCAGGCACGCCCUGUGAAUAUGACCCUUUCCACAGCAACAAACAAUGAACUGGAAGUCCCCGUCAGCGGGGACUUUGAAAUCCGCGAGGACGAUGACAACGCAGCUAGGACAGAGCUCAGCAACGAAGUCAUUGCCUUGGUCACCCCGGCAGCUGGGCCAGGCUUGAGGAAGAAUGCCGAGCCGGGGCUCAUAGACAAUACGAUAGAGUCCGGAAACUCAGCUGCGCAACUUCCCCAGAAAAAUAUCCUGGAAAGAAAAGAAGUGCUCAUAGCCGUGAUUGUGGGUGGAGUCGUCGGGGCUCUGUUUGCGGCCUUUCUAGUGAUGCUGUUGAUCUACCGGAUGAAGAAGAAAGACGAGGGGAGCUACACGUUGGAGGAGCCCAAGCAGGCGAGCGUCACGUACCAAAAACCCGACAAGCAGGAGGAAUUCUAUGCAUAAACCAGAACCUUGAGUGCCUCGCAAUCUCUUUCUGACCCGAUGCCGUCCUUUUCUUCUUCUUUUUUUUUUAAAGAAAUGAAACGAAACCAAUCUCUUUCUCUCUCUCUCUCUCUUAUUCACCCAGCCUCUUUCUCUCUUUCUAAUCGAGUCUGUGAAUUUUGACAAGGAGGAUCGAAGAAACCGACCGUUUUUAAAAAGUACCGCACGUUUUUUAAAGAAGGGGUGGGGUGGGGGAAAGAUAAGAAAAGUCGAGUCUUGUUCCGGCGCAGGGAGCAUUUAAAGGAACACCGCUGCGUGGAGCAAACGGGGAGCGAUUUCAGCACCCUCGUGGCUGCCUCCUUUGGAUGAAGGCUUGAGUUAGCAGCUUUGCCGGGGAUGUCCUGGAUUCACACCUCCCUCAGGACUAGAACCUUGACAUUUUUAAAAAACAAACAAUGAGGGGACAGUUUUGGUCUCUGGCACUUUGCAAUACACUUCAAGACAAGGGUCUGACGACGCUGAGUUCAAGUGCCGGGGAAAUGCAACAUCGGAUCGCCCUCCCAGCCAACUCCAUCCACCGCGCUGGAGCUGGGCUUGCGGAUUGCUUCGCUGGAGAUCUCCCGUGGCCUGCAGAGAGCACCUUUUUAUGACUGUGCUUUGCUUCUUUUCCAAGAACGCCUCCCUUCGUCCCAUUGCCAUUCACAACCAGACACUUGAAAGUGAUGCGCCUUGCUGCGGAACCAUUCUAAGCUUGCAGGCUUCCGGUUAAGCCUUUCCCCCCAGAUUUAUUCCGCUGGGUUUCACUGUGACAUUGAAAACUCGACUUCCACAGUAUCGCAAGCUCAGGCAGAUGACCGAGGGACACGUUUUAAGGGUGUUAUUCUUGGGGAAAUGGAGAUACAUGUGCGUGUGUGUGUG
Molecule: messenger RNA, 2132 nt
Organism: Elgaria multicarinata webbii
Lineage: Eukaryota; Metazoa; Chordata; Lepidosauria; Squamata; Anguidae
Gene: SDC3
Product: syndecan 3
Exons: 5
Coding region: 12-1235 (407 amino acids)
Biological process (GO): cell migration
Cellular component (GO): membrane; cell surface
Source: RefSeq, a predicted model, not a curated record